CACCGAUGUAUAUAGAUAGAAUGCAGAAAGGAUAGAGAAUAUUUGGAACUGUCGGGGUAGCUGGAGAAAACUGGAAUAUUUUGAAAAGAUAAUUAUACCAGAGUACUACGCGUAUACCAGUUUGGUAGAUUCGUCGAAGCGAUCAAGUUCGGAGAAGGAAAAGCAGAAUCGAUAUAGUAUCCAUCGAAUAAUAAUAAUAGCGAAUAAUUCGGUAGCCUAAGUAGAGAAAAUGUUAGGUAGGGCAAUAUUCUAGGCGUUAAUCUAAAAUCAUUCAUAGAUUAUACAGAAGAUUUAUACAGAAGCAAAACAACGAACAAAGAUGCGAAUCGAAGGAAUGGAAAAAUUGUGCAAUUCUUUCACGUCCAGUUUCAGAUAAUACAAAUAGUAAUACGAUAAUGUGAAUAAGAAUAGUCGAGACGAUAACAUUCGGGUCAGACUUUAAAGCGAGCUCUUCUAGUUGUGUGCCUGGUCGUUGCGCAAUAUUUGUUUUUAAAGCAGGCGCCGUUAAUCUGUUGUAGCCAGAAACUAAUCGUCGUAGCCAUUCGAGAAGGAGAAUGAUCGUGAUUCGCGAAUGUGUUGGGAUAUCUCCUAAUAUCACUUUCACCACGGUGAUAACCCAGAGUAUCGUGAAGCCCGUUGACCUUAUAUAACAGCGGUUGGACGUAUUCGGUUUUAGUAGUUGGUUUAGUUCGAUCAGCGAGCCGGCACGCGAAACGGCAGAAGAACGAAGAACGAGGAUACGCAUAUCGUUGCUGCGAAAAUGAGUUUGAAAAGCCCGUCGUCGUUCGAUUCCGAUUGCAUGACAUUGACGAGGUUCGUGCUCGCCGAACAACGAAAAAUACCGGCCGCCACCGGUGACCUGAGCCAGCUUUUGAACAGCAUACAGACCGCGGUGAAAGCCGUCAGUUCGGCGGUCAGAAAAGCCGGCAUCGCGAACAUGUACGGAAUAGCCGGCGCACAAAACAUUCAGGGAGAAGAGGUGAAGAAAUUGGACGUGCUGAGCAACGAGUUGUUCGUGAACAUGCUGACGUCCUCGUUCACCAGCUACAUGCUCGUCAGCGAAGAGAACGCGAACGCGAUCGAAGUGGAGCUCGAGAAACGUGGGAAAUACAUAAUAUGCUUCGAUCCGUUGGACGGUUCGUCCAACAUUGACUGUUUGGUGUCGGUCGGCUCGAUUUUCGGGAUUUACAAGAAACCGGAGCCACCGAUCGAGCCCAUGCUGGCGAACGCUCUGCAACCUGGCAAGAACAUGGUCGCCGCUGGAUACGCGCUGUACGGUUCCGCGACCAUGAUCGUACUCUCGAUCGGUCACGGGGUGAACGGGUUCACUUACGAUCCAGCGAUCGGCGAAUUUAUCCUAACCGAGAGAAACAUACGGGUUCCCCCUAGAGGAGAAAUAUACAGCAUCAACGAAGGCCACGAAGGCGCUUGGGACACGGCUAUCAAAGACUACGUUCGUUCGAAAAAGUAUCCCACUAAUGGGAAACCGUAUAGCGCGAGGUAUGUGGGUUCCAUGGUCGCCGAUGUGCAUAGGACGAUAAAAUACGGAGGAAUAUUUCUUUAUCCGGCAACGAAAAGUCAUCCGAGUGGGAAGCUCCGACUUUUAUACGAAUGUAUUCCAAUGGCUUAUAUACUGAAAGAAGCCGGAGGCAUGGCGUCCAACGGGGAAAUCGACAUUUUGGAAGUUGUACCAGAGAAUAUUCACCAAAGAUCCCCGAUAUUCUUGGGCUCGCGCCAAGACGUGCAGGAAGUUUUGCGAUACAUUAGGGAAAGCAAAACCACAUGAAAGAUUACGUUCGAACUCGGGAAAGCAAAGUUUUUCUGUUCGUUGGAAAUAUAUCACUUUGUAAAUAUUUACUGCCGAUUAUCACUGUAAAAGCAACUGGAGACUUUACAAGUUGAUCUUUACAAAUUUUUUAUUCGAUUCUAAAGGGAUUAGUAUCGGUAUCCUUCGUUGUUGCUCGAUCCUCCCGGUGAAGAUCCCGGUGAAGAUCCCGGUGAAGAUCCCGGUGAAGAUCCCGGCGCAGAUCCCGGCGCAGGGUACGUUGCCGUUCCUUCGUACCGUACCACUGGCCGGUAGCCUGUUUCAUCGGCAACGUAGUCGACGAUUUGCGUUCUGCCGUCUGGUAGUAACACGUGAUAAGUUCCGGUCGCCUCGUUGUCUUUUCGCGAUUCGUGGUGACCAAAGUCUAGUCCGGCGACCCCAUCUUGGACUUCGUAGGAAAAUUCGUAGUUUGCCGGAUCCUAUUGUACAGUAUAGUAUUUCUAGUAGCGCGUGUAAGGACAUGAGUAAAUACUAAAUAGAAGAAGAAAAUUCACUUACACCGGCCCAUUCGUCCGGAUGAGCAGCUCCUCCUCCUCCUCCGCCGGAAGCUGGACGCGUUCCUGAAGGCGGAAGAUAGGCAGGUCCUUGAGGUUCGCCCAAAAUUCCUACCAUCAUCGUCGUUAAAACGAGUGCCUGUGCGAGUAAAGAUGCCAAGUGAGUGGAUUUACGCGAAUAAUGGUACACAGCGUGUACACGCUUGUACGAUCGCGCGAUGCCGCGCGAUGCCGCGCGAUGCCGCGACACAACUAUAGAACUAAUCUACAGGACUAAUCUAUAGAAACGAGAAGGAUUUUUAAUAAACUAUCGUCAUCUCUUUAACGAAACUCGCAUCGAAUCACGGAAUAAAAGAUAACACCGAGAUAAACGACUGACAAACCUUUCGAAUCAUUAGCAAGUUGGCGCGAUUCGAUGAUACUCGACUGAACGAAAAUAGCGAAAAUGUUGCGAAGACGGUGGAUUUUAUACCGGGUUGCUGGCCGCGGGCGCGACGAAACGAACACGGAAUCACAGUUAUUCGGGGGAACUUUAAUACGGAUCCAUACCUAUAAUUAUAGUUAAUAAUAAAACCGCACUGUCUGUCUAGCUAUAAAGCAGUAAUCACUUAUUCGGUACGCUCGCAACGGUUCCUUAAUCGCUUUGAAGCGCUUGUCAUUUUUUCCACGGAAUUAUUAAAAUCCCGAUUUACC
Nomia melanderi (Alkali bee) is the source of this 3012-nucleotide messenger RNA. It is a transcript of the gene fbp, whose product is annotated as fructose-1,6-bisphosphatase. Gene Ontology annotation, biological process: sucrose biosynthetic process; fructose 6-phosphate metabolic process; gluconeogenesis. Gene Ontology annotation, cellular component: cytosol; cytoplasm. Gene Ontology annotation, molecular function: fructose 1,6-bisphosphate 1-phosphatase activity. Lineage: Eukaryota; Metazoa; Arthropoda; Insecta; Hymenoptera; Halictidae. The record is from RefSeq and is a predicted model, not a curated record.